AUGUCUUCUUCUUCUUCUGCCGCUGCUUUUUCUUCGUCUUCUGAGAUGUACCCACCGAGAGCAGGAUCGAAGAACAACAAUUUCAACAGUAACGGGGGUCGACGAAAAUCGUCGAAUAACAACAACACCGUGAUGCGCGUGCAACUUCUCACGAAUCACAAAGAAACGCAGAUUCCGUUUCUUUUUGGAUUUCUGAGCGCGAUGGCGUUACGGUUCGUCGCGAAAACGUUCUCGAGAGGAUACGGUUUACCACCGAAACAAAUCUCCGUGACGGAUAAGUUCGGGAAGAAAAAAACCAUUCGACGGUUACAAGCGAACGAUUACGAGAAAGGCUUCGUGGAUCUGCUGAAACAACUCACCGUGGCGCCGAAGAUGACAAAGAAGAGAUUCGUGAAACGUUGGCACCAAAUGAGAGAAGGACCGGAGUUUUGUUACGUGUUGGAAAACGAGGAGAAAACGAAAAUUCUCGCGACGGCGACGUUAAUGGUGGAACGGAAAUUCGGACGAAAUUUAGGUCUCUCCGGACACGUAGAAGACGUCGUCGUGGACGAAGAAGCGCGAGACUCUGGAUUAGGGAAGGUUAUGAUUGACGCGAUGUCGAUUAUAUCGAGGAACCACGUGAAGUGUUAUAAAACCAUUUUGGACUGCUCCGCGGAAAACGUUCAGUUUUACGAAAAGUGCGGGUUUGCCCCGAAGGAAGUGCAGAUGGCGAAGUAUUACACGGAGGACAGAGGGUAUGGGAACGCGUCGUACUCGUACGAAAACGAUAACAAUAAGAAGAAGAAGAAUAAAUCGUCGUCGAACGACGCGAAGAGAAACGGCAUCGUAAAGUUGAACAACGGCGGCGAGAACAACGGGUCUUCGACGAGCGAGAAGAAGAAAAGCGCGAAAAGACGAGUCACGUACGCGGCUGGGACCGACGAAGGGUUCGUUGGAAGUCCAGUGAAAGCGUUGAACCAAACCGUGUAUUACUCGGACGAUGAGUAA
Bathycoccus prasinos is the source of this 987-nucleotide messenger RNA. Its product is annotated as glucosamine 6-phosphate N-acetyltransferase. Bases 1 to 987 code for a protein of 328 amino acids. Gene Ontology annotation, molecular function: glucosamine 6-phosphate N-acetyltransferase activity; monosaccharide binding. NCBI's taxonomy places the organism in Eukaryota, Viridiplantae, Chlorophyta, Mamiellophyceae, Mamiellales, Bathycoccaceae. Gene Ontology annotation, cellular component: endoplasmic reticulum; endoplasmic reticulum-Golgi intermediate compartment; Golgi apparatus. The record is from RefSeq and is a predicted model, not a curated record. The transcript has a single exon. Gene Ontology annotation, biological process: UDP-N-acetylglucosamine biosynthetic process.